Scomber japonicus (chub mackerel) is the source of this 9405-nucleotide messenger RNA. RefSeq names its product A kinase (PRKA) anchor protein 11 (gene akap11). Gene Ontology annotation, biological process: intracellular protein localization. NCBI's taxonomy places the organism in Eukaryota, Metazoa, Chordata, Actinopteri, Scombriformes, Scombridae. The transcript has 12 exons. Gene Ontology annotation, cellular component: cytoplasm. The record is from RefSeq and is a predicted model, not a curated record. Gene Ontology annotation, molecular function: protein kinase A binding. The coding region runs from base 826 to 6546 and encodes 1906 amino acids.
CCCACACUCACGCUUAGAAAUUGGCCCGCAGCAGCUCCCAACCAAACAAGAUUUUAGUCUACACAGUUUCUGCCCUUGACAGGUUGUUUUGCCGUCUCCCUCCUAAGAUGAUAGCAAACACUCCACUGAAUCCCUUCGGCUUGAUCUGCUCAGCUCCGGCACAUUUUCCUUUUGCGAACGGUGAUAAUUAGUUUAAUGAAUCAGCCCAUGAGGAUUUGUUUAAACCAAAAUGUAAUUACACUUAAUUGCCGUUUUUCUCUAACAAGAGUAAUACUGAAUACAUAUGGAAUUAUGUGGCCACGCUAUUAGCAUAAAGUGGUGAUGUAAGCCGAUUACGUCGAUUCUCUCAUGCUGUAAUACUGAGCGCUAAAGUGGUAAAUAAACACCAAACAUCCCAGGCUGAGAGAGCAGAUUUGCCAUCUACCUUAUGCUCUUCAUCUCUGGUUUAGAUAGUUGCAGCUAUAACAGACAUCAUUGUGCCUACUUCCCUUGUGAGUGAAUUGGGAUGCACUGCAUAGUUGUGGUAAGGCAGCAGUGGCUGGGCUGUGUUGUGUUUUUUUUUUUUGUACAGCCCACCAAAGCAACCCCGUGAGAAGCCAGGAGGUCCUGGAUCACCAGAGGGAAGCCAGUGGCAUGUACUCUGCCCCUCUGGUUCUCAGGAUGCGAGACGGGUUGAUCAAUAGGACCGCCUGCCUGCGUCUAGACUCAACUAGCUGCUUUGGACCGUACCUCAAAGGAGAGGCUUGGAUUUCUUGGGAAACUUUUCCUUCUUGUACACUGUGAGCGGCCGGUCAGUCAGCCAGCCACGUGCAGCUCUCUGUUGCCAUGGAUGCCUGCGCCCGUAUUAGAGGAGCCCCACUAAGGUCCAGGGCCUCAGUCCGGAAAGAGACUGUGCGUGACAGUGGGGCGCAGUGUGUGAAGAGCCUCUUUAGGAACAAGAAGGAGCUAUGCAGCAUUGGCCUAGAGCUCCCAGCCAGAGACGCCACAAGACUGACAGAGAUUCAUUUUGUGUGUCUGCCUGGUCAGUGUGAAGGGGAAGAUGUCGUUCAACAGGCUCUGUCGUCCCUUCCAGCGGGGCUGUGUGAGCUGCUCAGGUCCUUCCACGUUCACAGCCUCAAGAAUGACGAAGUUCUGCUGUUCAAAGACUCCCGCAGGCUGGCAGAGCACAAGGACGCCGGGCCUCAGUGUUGGUUAAAGGCUGUGUGUGUGCUGAGGAACACCCCCAGCGCAAACGUCUACCCUCAGGCUAGUGUAGCAUCACUGGUGGGCUUGCUUGGGUGCUACGUGGCAGGUGUCCGCUAUGCUUUGGAGCUACAGGCUCUUCAGAGGGGAACAGCUGAGUCCAGCCAGCCAGAGGAAGAUGACACCAACCAGUCUGUCUCAUCAAUUGAAGAUGACUUUGUCACAGCCCUGGAGCAUCUUGAGGAGGACGACACAGGAGACAAUCCCUCUGCAGCUUCCUAUCGCCAUUUUAAAAAACGAGAUGUGGCAUCACAGACAGUCCCAGCGCACAAGAGACGGAAGGAAUUAUCAGGUUCCCGCAUUAUCAUUAGCUCGUCUUCGAAGAAGUAUUCAGCCAAGCAUAAGUCAGGUCCAGAUGUGUCUGUGACAGUGCAGAAGUCAUCGGGCAUGGAAACCCAGUGGACUUACUGCAGUCCCGGAGCUCGUCUCCCCUCGCCUUCAAUUCAUGUCAGUGAAUCUGAGGAGUCAGACUGUUCCAGCCCCAGCCCAAUCAUUUUCUUGGAUGAGGUGGGUUACCAGAAGAGCCUGCUGGCUAAGCUAGAUAUCCCCCAGGUGCCCGGAGGCCCUAGAGAGCGGGUUGAAGAUUCAGACUCUGAAGUCAGUGAAUUCUUUGAUAGUUUUGAUCAGUUUGAUGACCUAGAGGAGCUGAGCUCAGAGAGCUGCACUCUCACACUGCCUCUGGACGCCAUCAGUGCCCCAACCACACAGAAGAAGUCAACUGAGGCCAGCACCAGUGGGUCAGCAUCCAAAUAUGUUUCUAGAGGCUGCUCGACAAAGGGUAUGAAUCCUCACCGCUUUGACCAGCCCACUCUCCCAGCCAAUGUGAAAAAACCCACUCCUCUAAAGCCAGGCUCUCCCUACUCACUCCAUUCAGAGGUGCCUGACUCCCCUCGGCCCGUGCAGACCCCCUCUGAGGACAAUGGUGGCCCACUCUUCAGUCCCAUCAGCUCUUCUGCAUUCAGCCCCCUGGUGGACUCUAGUGGAACACUGGAAUACUUCUGGAAGAAAGAUGAGGAUGGACAGGACAGCUCAGAGCUACGUAAACCUCAAGAUCUCUGUUCUCUGUAUAAGACCUAUUCAGACUUUGCCAGCAGCCUGUCGAAAGAAAUUCUGGGGUCUGUGUGUGGCUAUCAAUCUGCCGUUGACAUUAGUGACAACAAGAAUCUUAGCUGUGUCUGCCACAAGGAAUUCAAGAACCCAUCGGGCUACCUGAUGAAGCUCUCAGAAAUCCAAGAGACUGUAACAGUGGCCAAGCUGCAGAAGAAGUCCCAGUCUCUGAAAGAUGGUAUUCAGAGGUUUGCCACCGACCUUGUGGAAAUGAGCCUGGGCAGUGCCUUGCGUGACCUCCAAAAAGGUGUAUCGUCCUGUACCACCACCCUGUGUCACCUAGCUGCCAGGCUCACCUCCUCAGUGUUUCAGAUGGCCUUUCAUGAGAUUGGCAUGCGCCACGCCUAUGUGUUGAAGGAACGAGCAAUUAAUGGCUUAGCUGGCUUCCUGGUUGGGGAGGCUGUGUCUGGUGCGCUGAAAGACUUCCUAACAGUGAAAAAGCAGAUUUUUCACAGCACAGUGACACGUUUUGCUGCUGAUCUGGCUGAAGAGCUGGUGUUUGAAGGCAUAAUGGAAGUGUGCCAGUUCUCUCACCCCUCAACCCCUCGCACCCCUAGUGAUUGGUCCUUUGGCCAUGGGCAAGAGGAAGAGGAAGAGGAGGAGGUGGUUUCCUCCUAUGCUUCAGACUUGUCUGAGUCUGUUAUCCAGGAGGCCUUCAUAGAGCUCUCUCAGGCUGAUGUUGCCUUCACUAGCCAAGCAGCUAUCAGUGUGUCUCUGGACAACAUCUGUUAUGUCAGCGCAGAGAACACCAGCACUCACACCUGCAGUACCUUUGCCAACCAGCAGAUUUUCAGUGCCAGCUCAGCUACAGCAGUCCCAGGGCCCUCGGGAGAGGAUGCUACCUGCACAGUGAAGAAAGCUCUGUUCACUGUAUCGGGAAUGGCCAGCUGUAUUCCUGUGCCCCAAGCGGGACAAGCCCUCUCCCACAUCCAGGAUCCCGAAGAGACCUGCCAAAAUAAGUCUAGCUUGCCAGAUACAUCAGAGGCCAGCUCCAAAAGAGUAGCAGUAUCUGCCUCCGAUACCACCACAUCUACUCAAACUCACCUUUACAGCCAUGGAACUCAAACCCCCAUAGGAGGAGGAGGAGACCCCUCCCAAGGAAAGUCGUCAUUCCAAAACUUCUCUGGCAACAUGGUGGAUAUGAUCGUAACUGAAGCUUGUGAACUAAUAACUGCUUCUAAGAUGAAGAAGAGUUUUGGUGAAUGUGCUGGUUUCCUUACAAAGACAAUUGGAAGUCAAAGGGGCUCUUCUCCUAAGCAGGAGACUGAUAAUUAUGAGGAUCCAGAUUCUCCUUUGAGGCAAGGAGUGAACAGAGAGUGUUUCAGAUAUGAUUGUAGAGAUUCUGAUUAUGAUAGGAAGGGCGUUCCUGUUGAGCAAGCAACAGACAUUAGCAUUCCACACAUUUCCUUUCAGACAGGCUCUCAAAGCCAGGAGAAAGCCAGCUGUGAGUCGGAGCCCCGGACCAGAGGCGUGGUUGAAACACAUCCUGUCAUAAUGGAUACUCUUGAUGUGCCGGCUACAGAGAUGGGUAGACAAGGGAGGAUAUCUGUUGGAGACGACUCAGCCCCAAGCUCUGGGCAAAAGUCUGGCGGGACACCUGGCACGCCUCCUUCCACCCCUCAGCAGCCCAGUGAGGUGUCCAAAGAGAAACAGAUAAAACAGUUCUCCAAGAAGCUGAAAAGCAAGCUGGCUAAGGAGUUUUCCCCUGCUACUCCCCCUCCAACCCCUCACUAUCAGCCCGAGCCAGGCCCAGGGCCAAAAGACAUCACUCCUGAGGCAGACAAGGCUGAGUUCAUGCUCAAGCUGAUGAGGUCUCUUUCUGAGGAGGCAGAUGGCAAUGAAGAUGAAGAGGAGGAUGAAUUGGCAGAAGAGGGUGGUGUUGGUGGCACUAACAGAUGUUUAGAGACAGGGGGCGGCAGGCAUGAAUUGAACCAGAUGUCUGCUCGCAGAAUGUCUAACAAGGAAGCUCUCCAUUAUGCAGAGCGAUUGGCUUGUCACAUUGUCUCCAUGGCAACAGAGAUGGACACCCUGGGAGUGGCAGAGGAGGAGGGAGAGAUGUGCAAGGGCAACGAGAGGAGGAGAGACAGUGUGGCUCAGUUCUCAGAGCAGACUCUGAAUACCUUAUGGGUGUAUGCUGGGGAGGUAGCAGGAGAGGUCAUCAAUGAUGUGAAAAGGAUGGUGAGCUCUGCACAGCAGUGUCCAUAUCACAGAGCUCUCAGAAGACGAAGCUUGGACAGGUCUAGCUCUGAAUGUUUGCAUUACCACCACCAUCACCAGUCUCAAACCAGUACAGACCAGAACAGAGACUGGAGAGUAGGGAGGCUAGCUGAGCAGUGGUCUAAUGACCUUAUUGCCUCUGUUCUCCGGUCUCCCACAUCCACUUCAAGCACCAUCUCCAGCUCCAGCUCUGGCCUGUCCUCAGAAUAUCCUAGCUGUGAGAGUGUGACAGAUGAAUAUGCUGGCUACCUCAUCAGGGUGCUGAAAAAGGAGGGAGGCAGUAGGGAGUUGGUCUUAGAUCAGUAUGCGAGCCGUUUGGCGUACCGCUCCAUAAAACAAGGCUUGGCUCAUGCCAGUCGCAAAAUCAAGCAGAGGUCCUCAAGCACCCGCCUUCACUCCUCAAAGUCCCUGCCAGAUGAAUGGAAGGCUUCUUGUAGUGAGGCUUCAUCACCCAGUGACAGAGCAGAGUCAGUGUCUGGUUCCUCGGGCGAUGAUGCUCAGUGUUGUUGCAAGGACUCUGAAGAGCAGGGCCAGAGGGAUUACAUGGAUCUGGUCAACUUUGCAGAGUCCUUAGCAUACAACAUCACCUGUGAUGUCACACGCAAGCUUCAUCUUUCCUCUGUGCGCCUGCCGAAGUCUCUCACUGACCCGUGUCUUUAUAAGAAAUCCAAACUUGAAAACAUGGCCGAGAAUCUCAUCAGGAACUCUUUCUCCUGCCCUCUGUUGUCCAAGGAGAGUAAGAGCAGGCAUUACCACAGCACAGGAAGCCUGUAUGAUGGAGGCUACAGCGGUAGGGUGAUGCAGGUCAUCGAGCAUUACGCCAGGAAAAUAGUCGAUGACACUUUGAAGAUGAGCCUGGCUUCAGUUGGACAUUCAUCCCGGGACCACCAGAGGAUCCAAGGCCAAGACAGAAACUCUCACACUCAGAGGUUGUCUGAGGGAACAGCACUGGGUCAAGCCCUGGGGGAGAGGACGUGCCGUUAUUGUCAGGUCCAGGAGUGCCCCUACUGCACCAAGCUUAGCAGGUACCACCACCAGCCUGUACUACAGAGGAGGAAAAGGGGGCAGGAAUGUCAGACGAGGGCUGACCGCCUCUCUGGACUAGAGAUUCCCAAGAUCCAUAUUGACCUGGACCACAGGGCAGCAUUCGCGGAGGAGAUGGUGUCAAUGGCAAUGGAGACAGCUAAACGGGAGCUAAGCAACACCAGCCUUAAUGCCGACAGUGGCAUCGGCCACGAUGGAACCAGCUACGCCGAAAGCCUAACUGCUGAGAUCAUGACCUCGGCCCUGUCCAAUGUCUGCCAGACUGCCAACAUCAGCUCUCCGGGCAGGGAAGCCACAGAGUCCACUGUGUCCCAGCAGUUGAGUGUAGGAGAUGACAGUCUGGGCAGUUGGUCUAACUUGAGCUUUGAGGAUGACCAUCCAGACGACAACAGCAGCUUCCUCCACCUCAGUGACAGCAGCAAUGGGAACAGCAGUAGCUGGAGCAGUCUGGGCCUGGAGGGGGAGGCUUGUGAGGAGCGCAUGUCAUUCUCCCCCUCUGACAGUGACAAUACAGAGGACAAGGAGACUGAGGUCAAAGAGGAAUCCAGUGGGACUCUGUGUGUGGACAGGACUCAGCUACAGGCUUUCAGGACUGCGCUCGUCAUCGUGAACUCAGAUGUCAGGGAACUCUGGCACGGCCCCCAACAUUUUACCUUCGACCCUCAGCUCAGGAGCAUGCUGCAGUGGGUGGCAGCCUCCAUGGCCGACAUCCCCCAGAUCCAACUGAGUCCUGACAGAGAGCUCCAGCAGCUUCCAGCAGUGGUCCAAAGGCUUCGGGAGAGGAAGUGGAGGGUGGGAGAGCUGCUGCACACCCUGCUGCGUUACUGUGAAGAGAAUCAGUCGCAUAGUCACUCUCAGCCCAGAGAGGAGGCACUCCAGGCAGACAGAGAAUGUCACCGCAUCCCCCUCUUCCAGUGGCUCCUGGAGCACGCCUAGGCCCUGUCCUUACCUCUUCUCCUGUCCUUUCUUCUCUUGUCUUCACCUCUCCUCUCCUCCAAAACAGGGCUUUGCAAACUCCACAACCCCUAGAGGGCGCCAUACAAAUCAGCUGAUCUUACUUACUCUCAUGAAUGUGGGCGGCGUGUGUUUUGCAUUGCAUGCUGCAAUCAAAGAGUACUUCUGUUGUAUUUCAUUUUAAUUUCCACCUUCUGUUUUGUUGUUGCAGUUCUGUUAUUUAUCGGGCUGUGUAUAUCACAUGUGUUGAUUUAGUGAGCUGUCUCCUCCGCCCACCUACACUUCUAAAUUGAAAGCCCUCACACCUUGCUGCCAUUGUGCUUGAACUACAGAAAAAAAGGGCAGAAGAGAGAGAUAGAAAGAGAGAAAGAGAGAGAGAGAGAGAGAGAGAGAGACCCACCCCAUCUGUUGCAGGCAGAGACAGAAAAGCAGUGAGUUGAGAGAAAGAGAAUGUGUUUUUUGUUAGGGAAUCCCCAUAGCUGCUGGGCGGAUGAUGUCAUCAAACCCAGAGCUCACCUCUGCGGUGGUGUUUCCACAUGUUAAGAGAGCGACCGUACACACACACACACACACACACACACACACCCACCCUCCCUUGCAUUAUCAGUGCUAGAAGGAAUCUAUGAUGCAUUGACACAAUCCAAUUAGUCCCCGUAGUGUUUGAUUCUUGUAUUAAUCCACACGAAAUUACUGUGUUAGUUCUUCAGUUUGCUCCAGUGAAGAGUUUCCCUGGAGCACUGAGUGAGUGAAAUGCUGUUGUAAUGACUUCUUACAUUUGACCGAAAUGCUGCCAUACAUAGAGACUGACAAAACACUAUUAAAGUUGUUAAAAACCCAUAUCUAUAUUUUAGUAAAUGAUACUACACUGUAAUUUAGAAAUGAAGAUCAAACAGACCAUUUGUUUGGCAACAGAAUGAUGAAAAGCGCUCCAUGAAGUUGCCUAUUGCCAGUAUUGGUAUUCCUGUUUCAUCCAAUGCCGAAAAAGUGCUUGCCUAGCAACAAUCUCAUUGGUUAUCAAACUUAGUAAAUUACCUAGAGUGGAUGAUGUUUACUCGGGUGGUCAGUAUUUAGAAAGUAUAGAAAGUAUAUAUUUUUUGAAGAGUUAUGUCUAAUCAAACAUGAAAUGCUGCUCAAAGCUAUGAAAGAAGCCGUGACCUUGGCUUUAUGUUGCCAAACGUUGCUCAUACGAUGACUCUUAUCCCCUCCAGUCAGUAGUAUGUGUUCAUCUGUGUCAGUGGCCUUUGUCCUGUUCGGGGAAGAUCCAGUGACGCAGAUAGUGGAUCUUUUCGUACUGGUAAUUGGAGGUCUGCACCUCCAAAACCACAAGCUGAACAGCAUCUGCAUAGCUGGACCCUGGAAUCACGCGUUCUGUCACCCACGCUCCACAGUCACCUUGUGGAAUGAAGGACUCUGAAUACCACAAUUUCCACACAAUAACCCCCCCUCCUUCCAUCUCUCACACACACACCCUCGUUACUCACCAGCCCCAUGUGAACGUCUACAUGCACAGCACUACCAGCUACUUGCUGAGAUGCACUUUUUUUUUUCCUGAUUUGGCAUAGGAGAGACUGGGCAUUUCCAGCCCUGCCCUUACAUCUCUCCUAGCCUCUUUAUGUGAAUUUAUGCCCAGCGUGGACGGCCUGCUCUGCUGCUAGUUUAGUUCAACUGCAGCAAGUUAACGUACAUGCACAAUACCUAAAAAGCAUAACCCAUCCCCACCCCCUCUCCUCAAAGAACCAUUAUUGGGAUACAUUUUGAUGUUUGUAUUUAUUUAUGAUUUUUGUUUUUAAUGAGGGACCUAAGGAUGAGAUGACGCUGCGUGGGCCUCAGAUUUCUGUCAGGACUUUUCCUUCUUGAGUUUGAAACACUGUAACAACAGCCUUGCAUCAAUUGUUAUAAAGUAAGUGUUGGUGGUGUUCACCUGCAUGGCUGAAUUUUCAUUGACUUUAAUUCCUUUUUUUUCUUUAAUUCAGCUCAACAUUCUUCUUCUUAAUGUAUUGGCCUACACUAUUUGAGCUGCAGUGAUUCGUCUGUGUCCACACUGCCUAACAGUAUGCUAUAUAGGCCUCUGCAGAUGCCUUGUCUGUUUCCUGCUUAAUCUCUAGGCUGCCAAAUGGUCAUAUAAUCUUAAAGGUGUUUGUCCUGUUUGAUUUGUUUACAUGGAAACAUGAAUAUAUCACAAAAUCCACUAUUAUUAAAUAAAAUGUAAAAAAAAAACAAGUGAUACCUAUGUUAUGCCUAAAAGAAGACAAAGUGAAGUAUUAACCUGAGAAGUGAGGGAGAGUUUAUAUACUGGUUUACAUGAAAGGAAUGUAUUAAGAGUCACAGGCUGGGCACAUGAAGAGAGCGCAUCACAGUGUACUGAUUCUCUCCCAGUGUGAAUGUUUAGUUGUCGUUGGACUUUCCCCCCCCCCCAGCGCCAAUCCCUCUCUUCUUUUCUUUCUUUAUCUACUUGACAUUCCUGUGCAUCCCAGAUGACCUAUAUCGUUGUGUUUUGUGAAUGCUGGAUGUGUACCUGCAAAGACUCGACUCCAUUUAGAAAGCAGAUUUGUUUUGCUAUUGUUGUUCCCAGUGUUACUUUCUGACUCUCACUGACCACAACCAGGAGAAAAAAAGAAGAAAAAAAAAAAGAUGUACCUCACACCCACUCACUUCUGUAUUUUUCCUGCUUCCUUGUAAAAUCCUGCCAAAUAAAGAUAUUUAAUAAAUAAUGUACAUGUAAGUUAUAUAAUAGUGAGUUCACUACUUGUUCUCCCUAGUGGCAUUGCUGAAUAGUUUACAGUCUAAGCUUGAGGUCAAAACUCUAAAUUUGUUUAUGUUGAAGCUUGGUGUGACAAUAAA